This is a messenger RNA of Pistacia vera, 1404 nucleotides long. Its product is annotated as squamous cell carcinoma antigen recognized by T-cells 3-like. Gene Ontology annotation, biological process: RNA processing. Lineage: Eukaryota; Viridiplantae; Streptophyta; Magnoliopsida; Sapindales; Anacardiaceae. Gene Ontology annotation, molecular function: protein binding. The transcript has 12 exons. The record is from RefSeq and is a predicted model, not a curated record.
AUGCCAAGAAAUGUCAUACCACUUGUUGUGCCCUCGACGAAUCCAAAAUCCGGGGAACUGGAAGAUAAGAAGCUGAAGUCGAAUAAUGAGUUCAGAGAAAUGUUCCCUAAGAAGUUAGUGAAACUUCCAUUGACUCCUAUUAUGUGGCAAGAAUGGGCUCAAGAUGAAGCUUCUAUUUCAACUGGGUAUGCAUUUCUAGGGAUUGAGAAGAUUUAUGAAAGAGGAGUUUCUAAUUAUCUGCCUGUCUCACUUUGGUGUGACUGCUUGAGAUUUGUGCAAGAAUAUGAUCCAUCUGUACGUGAAUUUUCACCUGAUGGUAUUGCGAACGGAAGAAAUGUCUUCGAGCGUGCUGUAACUGCUGCUGGUGUGCAUGUUGCUGAAGGUAGUAAAAUAUGGGAAACAUACAGGGAAUUUGAGCAGGCCAUUCUCCAUACGACAGAUGAGACCAACAUUAAGGAAAAAGAAAAACAGGUUCAGCGCAUCCAAAGUAUAUUUCACCAUCAGUUGUCUGUUCCCCUUGCUAACGUAAGGUCAACCCUUCUCACCUACAAGUCUUGGGAGGUGGAACUGGGGACUGCUCUAGAUGUUGAAUCACAUGAUUUAGAUGGGAUUCCUUCUACUAUUGCCACAGCGUAUGAAAAGGCAUUGGAAAUGUAUAAUGCUCGAGCUGAUUUGAAGAACGGAUUGCAGCAGGAUAUAUCUGACUUCGAAAAUUUCAAAAAUUCACGGUAUAUGAUCUACUUGAAGUUUGAACAGUCUUCUAGAGAUUCAGCCCGUGUUCAACUUCUCUAUAAACGUGCUAUUACCGAGUUUCCUGUAUCAAGUGAUCUCUAGCUUGAUUAUACUUGCUAUUUGGAUAAAACCUUGAAGGUAGGAAAUAUUGUGCGGGAUGUUCAUUCUAGGGCUAGGAAAAAUUGUCCUUGGGUUGGUGGUCUUUGGGUUCGAUCUUUGCUUGCUUCGGAACAUUGCAGUGCACCUGAGAAAGAGAUAUCUACUGUCUUUGAGAAGUCCCUUCUAUGUACUUUUUUGACCAUUGAGGAGUACCUAAACUUAUUCCUCACUCGAGUGGAUGGUUUGAGACGAAGAAUCCUUUUGCCUGGAGUAGAAGAGGAUGAACUGAAUUUUCCAUUGAUAAGGGAAACCUUUCAGUGCGCAUCAGAUUACUUAUCUCAGCAGAUGAAGAAUAUAGAUGAUUUGUUGCUUUUGUAUGCUUAUUGGGCUCGUUUGGAGCUAAAUUUGGCUGCAGCUCUAGGUGUUUGGGAAAGCCUGGUUAAGAUCUGCAGGUCAAUGUUGGAAGCCUUGCAAGGUUAUAUAGCUAUGGAAAUUGAAUUAGAACAUUUAAAUCAACCUAGGUCCAUCUACAAGAGAUGCUACAGUAAAAGGUUUAGUGGGACAGGUUCAUAG